This is a messenger RNA of Paraglomus occultum, 825 nucleotides long. NCBI's taxonomy places the organism in Eukaryota, Fungi, Glomeromycota, Glomeromycetes, Paraglomerales, Paraglomeraceae. The record is from the annotation of a GenBank genome assembly.
AUGGAAGUUGAAUCAUCUAAUGAACAAAUGAAAGCGAUUGAAUAUCACGAAUCGGAUCAAAUCGAUGAUAUGGAAGGAGUCGAAUUUCCAUCUAUCGAUAAUAUUUCUGAUAUGGAAAAUGUGUUGAUACAUUUUCAACUUAACGAAGAAGAUGUAUGUUAUACGAAUUUUAUAAAAGCUCAAGAAUUAUAUACAGAAAUGUUCAAUGAUCCAUAUAUAGAACGAUUACAAAAUGGUCAAUAUUGGUCUAUCGAAAUUGAUAAACUUAAUUGUGAUUAUCUUCCAACCAAUUUUAAAACGAGAAUGCAUGAAUUUCGCCAGUGGACGUAUAAUAAAAAAAGAGAGGAGCUGAAUAAAAAAGAAAUUGAACAUUCGCAAACUUAUUCGGGUGAUGGAAAUUCACAGACAAGUAAUGAGAUAAAAAAUAAAGAACAACGCAAAAUAGAAUAUCAAACAGAAGAAUUUCAGAAAGAGAUUGAUGUAGUUAUAUUUCCAGAUAUUGACAGUAUUGAUAAAAUGGAUACUAUAUUAUCAACCGAUUAUGAAUCAUUAAAAGACGAGAAUCAAUGUUUAGAACUAUUUGGAUAUGGCUCAACCGAUAGAAAAAGGAAACGUUCAGAGGAAGAUUCUACAAAAGACGAAAAUUUAAAAGUAAAACAAAGAAAAUUGAACCGAGAUCCUAGAAAAGCAUCGAAAAAGAUACCUAUAUAUAUAGUAAUAAAACAAGGGUACAAAGUCAAUGAUCUUGAUACUGAUAUAGAUAAUAUAAUUGGUGAAUAUAAAAAAACAAUGGAUAGUUCAAAAGAUUAUUCCAAACAAUUUGAA